Dipodomys ordii (Ord's kangaroo rat) is the source of this 438-nucleotide messenger RNA. RefSeq names its product chromobox homolog 3 (gene Cbx3). Gene Ontology annotation, cellular component: nucleus; pericentric heterochromatin. The annotation marks the transcript as partial. The record is from RefSeq and is a predicted model, not a curated record. Lineage: Eukaryota; Metazoa; Chordata; Mammalia; Rodentia; Heteromyidae. Gene Ontology annotation, biological process: negative regulation of transcription by RNA polymerase II; chromatin organization. Gene Ontology annotation, molecular function: chromatin binding. The transcript is spliced from 4 exons.
GAUGUUUAUUAAUUAAUGAUCAUUUUCAUCUUUACAGCUCUUCUAGAAAACGUGGCAAUUAUCCUCUCAGCCUUACAACAUCAUAUUGCUGAUAAUACUUGGGAACCUGAAGAAAAUUUAGAUUGUCCAGAAUUAAUUGAAGCAUUUCUUAAUUCUCAAAAAGCUGGUAAAGAAAAGGAUGGUACAAAAAGAAAAUCUUUAUCAGACAGUGAAUCUGAUGAUAGCAAAUCAAAGAAGAAAAGAGAUACUGCUGACAAACCAAGAGGUUUUGCCAGGGGUCUAGAUCCUGAACGAAUAAUUGGUGCCACAGACAGCAGUGGAGAAUUGAUGUUUCUCAUGAAAUGGAAAGAUUCGGAUGAAGCUGACUUGGUGCUGGCAAAAGAGGCGAAUAUGAAAUGUCCUCAGAUUGUAAUUGCAUUUUAUGAAGAGAGACUAACU